This is a messenger RNA of Zingiber officinale, 3806 nucleotides long. RefSeq lists its product as uncharacterized. Lineage: Eukaryota; Viridiplantae; Streptophyta; Magnoliopsida; Zingiberales; Zingiberaceae. Gene Ontology annotation, cellular component: transcription factor TFIIIB complex. Bases 663 to 3413 code for a protein of 916 amino acids. Gene Ontology annotation, biological process: RNA polymerase III preinitiation complex assembly. The record is from RefSeq and is a predicted model, not a curated record. The transcript is spliced from 19 exons. Gene Ontology annotation, molecular function: TFIIIC-class transcription factor complex binding.
UGGGGCUUUUUUUUGGAUAGUUUACGACAAAUAUUAUUCGCCGUGACGACCUCCUCGAUCGCAUCAUCGCCUUCCUACCCCUCCGCCCCACCUGCCGCCGCUUCCGCUCCUUCGUCUCCUCCCCGGCUUUCCUCUCUCUCCUCCACGCCCAGUACUGACCUUUCCGCCUCCUCCCCCACCCCCAUUUCUCCGACCGCUGCCUCUACGACUCCGUCGCCGACCAGUGGCGCUCCGUCUCCCUGCUUUUCCCUCGGCCGCUCCGCUGUAUUGGAUUUUUGAGCCUAUUUAGGGUUUGGGCCAAGCUCGGUCCGGCUUAUACUUUGCUGAUCUUAAAGGCUGGGCUUUUUUUGGAUAUGAGAUUAAAUUAGGGCUAGCGAGCAAUUGCACGCGUUACGACAGUUUUAACAGGUCCGUUGGACCGCGGUUAACCCAGUGGAGCCUUCCGCCCGUGCUCGCCCGUUGUCGCCCACGUUUGCCAGUGCUCGCGAUUUCCGCCGAGAAGCAGCCCGCUUUUCUUCCUCCUCCUCUUUUUUUCGCGGGCAGAAACGCCGGAAUCUAGAGUUCCCUCGUCUCGACGCGCGCAGUGGCUCCUGGGUGAUCGAGGAAGAUGGCGUUUACAUAGGGUUCUCCUAUUUUCCCCUUGAAUCGGGUGAGACGUGGCCAUGUUCGAUGAUUCAGAUACCAUUGAUGAUUUUCUUUUUCCCACGGAGACUACCACAGGGCGACAGUUGGGCAAGUUUCGCCCUAAAGCUCGUGCUAAAACUGUCAAGGUUGUCUCUGCUUCUACCAAAACUUCAGAUGUUGCCCAUGGUGCAUCUGCUUCUUUGGAGCCAGUGGCUCUUGAUUCUCAUUCUGAGAUUGAGACAGAGCGACCCCAUCUCCAACCUUGCACUUCUAGUGGCUCUAUAAUGACCUGUCAGAAUGGAUCCACGACAGAAACUGUACCACAACCUAAGGUCACACAGACAGAAUCUGGAGCAUCCCAAGGUAAACAUGCGGAUAAUUUUCAGCUGAAUAAAGAAAAUUUGUGUCAGCUGAAUAAAGAAAAUUUGUGUCAGGAUGAAAAUACAAGCUUAAGUUUGAACACAUCCAAUGAUGAUCCCCUACAGCUUACAGUGGCCAUGUUCGAUGAUUCAGAUACUAUUGAUGAUUUUCUUUUUCCCACGGAGACUACCACAGGGCGACAGUUGGGCAAGUUUCGCCCUAAAGCUCGUGCUAAAACUGUCAAGGUUGUCUCUGCUUCUACCAAAACUUCAGAUGUUGCCCAUGGUGCAUCUGCUUCUUUGGAGCCAGUGGCUCUUGAUUCUCAUUCUGAGAUUGAGACAGAGCGACCCCAUCUCCAACCUUGCACUUCUAGUGGCUCUAUAAUGACCUGUCAGAAUGGAUCCACGACAGAAACUGUACCACAACCUAAGGUCACACAGACAGAAUCUGGAGCAUCCCAAGGUAAACAUGCGGAUAAUUUUCAGCUGAAUAAAGAAAAUUUGUGUCAGCUGAAUAAAGAAAAUUUGUGUCAGGAUGAAAAUACAAGCUUAAGUUUGAACACAUCCAAUGAUGAUCCCCUACAGCUUACAGAGGUCAUGUUCAAUGAUUUGGAUUCUGUUGAUGAUUUUCUUUGUCCAAUGGAGACUACCAAAGGACAACAAUUGGGCAAGUUUCGUCCUAAAGUUCGUGCUAAAACUGCUAAAGUUGUUUCUGCUUCUACCAAAACUUCUGAUGAUGCCCAACAUGUGGUGUCGGCUCCUUUAGAGUCUAUUGCUCAUGAUGCUCAUUCUGAGCUUCAGACUGAUACAACCUGUUUCCAGUCUUGCAUGUCCAGUUGCUCGACAGUUUCGGGUCAGCACAGAUCCAUGCCAGAAUCAGUACAGCAACCAGAGGUCAUGCGGACAGAGCUAGUAGCACCCCAAGAUAAACAUGCAGAUAAUUGUCAGCUGAAUGAGGCAAAUUUGUACCAGGAUGAAAACACAAGCUUAACUUUGAGCGCUUCAGAUGAUGUUCCUUUAAAGACUGUAGAAGUCGGAAAAGUAAGCAAAUUCAAACCCAAAGUGACCAAGCUACCUUCGAAAAAGGCAACAGUAAAAUCUGUUUCUUUUAUCCUUCCUGAUGCUUCCUGUUCUGCUCCUGUGGAAUCAAUUUCUGCUAUGGACACUUCCUCCAUACAAGCGACAAUCCAUAGCCCUGCAGAUAACCCUUUGCACACUUCAGAUACAGCGUCAGACUGGAAUGGAGAACAUCAAGUAGAUUAUGCAAGGAUAGGAGAAGAGAAUAAUGGAGAAAAUGAGCUUCAAAGAGUUCCCAAGAGCAUUGACGUGAUGUCUGAAUUUCAAUUUAUUGAGGAACCUAACCCCCAGAACCUGAAGAGAACUACUUCAGAAAAUGACACUAAUGCCAGUGCUACGAAAUCUACUAGAAAACUGAGAAAGAGGACAGUCAAAAGCAAGGCUGGCAACCUUGAAGGAAGUAUUGAUGGUGAUUGUGGUGCUGGAGUCGAUGAAAGUCAAAGCAACGAUGGACAAGAGGAUGAGAAUAUGCCAAAGCCAAAGAGGGCUAGCAGAAAAAGGAAAGGACAGACAUCUGAAGACCCAAAACCAGCAAAGAGGGGCAUGAAAGUCUCUUCAACAGCUGAUUCUUCUGUUGAGGAAUCAUCUAAAAAGAAGUUCCCUCAUGCUACUAGGCGAAAGAGAAGACAAGUCAACAAGAUUUUGCUUCAAACACCUGAAGAGGAGAUCGACCGAAGACAGAUUUGCAUAAAGGACCUAAUAAUGCUUGCAGAAGCUAAGGAGCGUAUAUCUACAAAGGAACCGAUUGCAACCGGUAAUUUAUUCUCGAAUCAGAGUUCCUUGGAUGACAAUGGUCUUUUUGGUGACGAUGAAGAAAUGAACCGUUGUGGUGGAGCCAAAAGUUACCCCAAUGAGCCAACUACAAAGAAAUUGAACUAUCAUUCAUAUUCAAAUCGGCUUCCAACUGUCAGAUGGUCAAAAGCAGAAACUCAGUUGCUUUAUGAGGCUAUUCGGCAAUUUGGAUCGGAUUUUGAAAUGAUACAACAGUUGUUCCCUAAUCGCACACGACAUCAAAUAAAGCUAAAAUUUAAAAUUGAAGAGAGGAAACAUCCUUUGCAAGUUCGUGAUGCUUUAUUUCAUCGUUCUGAAGAUUUUUCACAUGUUAUGCAAGUAAUUAAGAUUGUCCAAGAAAAGGCCGAGACAUCAGCAAAAGAAGAGACAAAUGAUGAUCAGGAAAAUGCAUCACCAUGUAACGUUGAUACAAAUGAGAAAGAAGCAGAAGGCAUUGCUGAUGAAGGAGAUGAUUAUGGAGGUAAAGAUGAAGAUGCUAGCUAUCCAGAUUUUGAUGAGCAUGAGUGGGAUAGCUGUACUUACCGUCGUGAGAAGGAAGAAGAUUCGAUAUGGGAUUUCUGAAUUAUUUUCCUGAACGUAGUGAUCUCUUUUCUAUCAAGUACGAUUGAAGUUAAAUCCAUCUCCUACCUUCAUCGUUUGACAAUCUCUUUCAUACAAACACUACUAACAUUUUAGCUGAUCAAUUUUUGCUGCUCAUUCACAACUGGCCUUGUGUUCCGGUUGUCAGUCUUCCCCCCAUGUCUACAAUUAAAAUCCAUACAAAUUGUGUGAAUUGCUCCACAGAGCAAGAAUUCAUAUUCUCUGUAGUCACGAUCUUGAAACACUUCAGAUUUCAACAUGUAUUUUGCCAUCAUAAGCAGUUUUAUUUACAUUGCCUUUUUAAUGCUUGUCGGGUUUGUAUUUUUUGCAUGUAUGUUGAAUUUUGAUUGAAUAAUUGUAUUAUGUUGGUUUGCA